This is a messenger RNA of Fonsecaea multimorphosa CBS 102226, 2715 nucleotides long. RefSeq lists its product as uncharacterized. The transcript has a single exon. Gene Ontology annotation, biological process: maturation of SSU-rRNA. The record is from RefSeq and is a predicted model, not a curated record. Lineage: Eukaryota; Fungi; Ascomycota; Eurotiomycetes; Chaetothyriales; Herpotrichiellaceae. Gene Ontology annotation, cellular component: small-subunit processome; nucleolus; Noc4p-Nop14p complex. Bases 1 to 2715 code for a protein of 904 amino acids.
AUGGCGCCGUCGCAGCUCAAGCAGCUGAAAGCCUCGCUGCAUGAGAGCGGCGUUCUUGGCCCUCAGAAAUCCAAGAAACAGCGAAAGCUGACCUCCAAAGAUGCGCAAAAGCGGGCGCAGCGUAAUGCCGCACUUGAGGGCAUUCGAGAACGAUUCAAUCCCUUCGAGGUCAAGGCACCUGCCCGAAAAGCGAAGUAUGAAUUUGUAAAUGCAAAAACUACCAAAGCCACAGUUGGCCGGCCGGGUGUCACACGCGGCUUGGGUGAAGAGCGGCGGCGGGAGACGUUGCUGAAGGAGAUACAAAGCCGCAAUAAGGUGGGCGGGUUGCUUGAUCGACGGUUUGGAGAGAAUGACCCCACGAUGACGCCCGAGCAACGAGCAGCCGAGCGGUUUGCGCGUCAGAACGAGCGCAAAACAAAGAAGAGUUCCAUGUUCAACCUUGAAGACGACAGCGAGGAGGAGAUGACGCUCACGCAUGGUGGAAGAUCACUCAACUUGGGGGGCAUUGUCGAAGAUGACUUUGAUGAAGAUGAUAUAAAUGGCUCGGACAAUGCAGACGGAGAUUUUAAUCAGGAUGACAGGCCUCGGAAAAAGAUGCGUCUCGCCGAAACCGAAGACGUCGAUCCCGAAGAGGAGGACGAGGAAGGUCUACCGCCGAGGAGGAAGACGAAAAAUGAGGUGAUGAAAGAGAUUAUCGCAAAGUCAAAGAUGUACAAGGCGGAGCGUCAAGCUGCAAAAGCAGACGACGAUGAUCUUCGAGCCGAGCUGGACAAAGGCAUGGUCGAGUUCUACGAAGCGCUUCGAGUGCACAAGCCGCCAGAGAAGGAAACUCUACCACCAUCAACUUCAAACGCCGAGCCGCACAUGGAUCCCUCUCGCGCUGCAAUGCUGGCAGGGAAGAGCAGGGAGGAGGCAGAAAAAGAGUACGAGUCCAAUCUUAGAAAGUUAAAAUUGGAGGCUCGGUCGAAACCGACUGUACGGACCAAAACUGACGAAGAGAGGGCUGCUGAGGAGGCUGCUCGACUUGAAGAGCUUGAGCGCAAGAGGAUCCGCAGGAUGAAGGGCGAGGCAGAAAGCUCUGAAGACGACGAAGAAGAGGAACAGGAGCCAGGGCCAGAUGCCGAUGUUGAUGUCGACGACGCCGAGGCAUUCGGUCUCUCUGCUCCUGAGUUCGACACUGUCCCGAGGAAAGAACUUGAUGUUGAAGAUGAAGACGAAUUCCUUCUUGAUGACGAUCUUAUUGCUUCGGAUUCUGAACCUGAGAUGGCAAGCGACCAAGAUUCCGAAGAAUCCGAGUCUGAAAGCGAGGUUGAGGACGAUGGUGAUGACGAUUUCAUCAACGGGCUGGUCUUGCCACGGGAAACACAGACCACACCGAAAACAGCCGCAAAGACUCCAGUCAGCAAUAACCUAGCUUAUACUUUCCCGUGCCCUCAGACGCACGAAGCAUUCUUGGAAGUGGUCAACGACUCUGAAGUCGCCGACUUGCCCACGAUCGUGCAGAGAAUUCGCGCACUCUAUCACAAAGGUCUCGCCGAGGGCAAUCAAGAAAAGCUUGACACGUUCGCUGGCGUGCUGACCCAGCAUGUUGCGUUUCUUGGGGACACCAACGGCGAUGUCCCGUUUUCUGUUCAUGAGAGCCUCCUUCGACACUUACAUUCGAUGGCAAAGUCGUCGCCGGAAGCCGUUGGCGCUGCUUUCCGCAGACAUCUGCAGGAAAUCGCUGACAAAAGACCGCUUCAGCUGUCUCCAGGGGAUCUUAUCAUUCUGACGGGUAUCUCGACCAUCUUCCCAACUUCAGAUCAUUUCCACUCCGUAGUCACGCCUGCCACUCUCACCAUUGGACGAUAUCUCGGGCAAAGCUCGAUCCAAUCUCUGCGGGACCUCAGCACAGGCGCUUACUGCUGUUCGCUUGCCCUUCGAUACCAGCGCCUUGCAAAAAGAUAUGUUCCAGAAGUGGUCACUUACAUUACCAAUGCUUUGGCCACCCUUUCGCCGUCACCCCUAUCUGAACAAGACGAAGACGGCAAUCCGUUGAAUGUCCCGAUCAGGUUGCCUGCAACACCGCUGCGGUUGAAAUCGACAUCUGCGGCUGUGUCAGAGAAGCUAUCGUUCAAAGAUUUCAUCAUGAAUCGAACUGAGGACUACGGAUCUUCACAAGGCGUUGCUCUUCUGCAUGCCUUCAUCCGCCUAACAACACAAGCUGCCUCACUUUGGAGCCACAAGUCCUCAUUCCCCGAACUUGCUCGGCCUUUCGUCCACGCCCUUACCCACUUAUCUCAUCAACACAAGAAGCUCCCAUCACAAACUCUCACGCUAAACAACACCAAUCUCUCCGCUCUUCUCACCCUUCAGUCUGCUUCGAUCAAAUCACGUCUCCCCCUACUCUUACACAACCAUCGCCCGCUCGCUAUAAAAACUUCCUUACCUUCAUUCAUCGAGAAUUACAACCCUGACCGACACUAUGAUCCAGACCGCCAACGUGCUGAGCUCUCCAAAUUGAAGGCCGAGCAUAAGAAGGAGAGGAAGGGAGCGAUGAGAGAACUGCGCAAGGAUGCCAACUUCGUUGCAAGACAGCAGUUGCAAGAGAAGAAGAGGAAAGAUGAAGAAUAUGAAAAGAAAUACAAGAGGUUGGUGGCAGAGAUUCAGGGGGAGGAAGGGCACGAAGCGAAAGCUUAUGAGAGAGAGAGGAGGAAGAGAAAAGGGAAAUUCUAA